Molecule: messenger RNA, 3743 nt
Organism: Ictalurus punctatus (channel catfish)
Lineage: Eukaryota; Metazoa; Chordata; Actinopteri; Siluriformes; Ictaluridae
Product: zinc transporter ZIP3
Exons: 3
Coding region: 612-1559 (315 amino acids)
Biological process (GO): zinc ion transmembrane transport
Cellular component (GO): plasma membrane
Molecular function (GO): zinc ion transmembrane transporter activity
Source: RefSeq, a predicted model, not a curated record
CUAACAUGCCAGGAAGUUGGGGUCUGAGCAUGGGGUCAGCCAUGAUACAGCACCCCUGGAGCAGAUAGCGUGAAGGGCCCAACAGCGGCAGCUUGGCAGUGCUGGGCCUCAGACCCCUGACCUUCCAAUCAAUAGCCCAGAGCCUUACCCAUUAAACCACCACUGCCCCCAUAAUUUUUUAUUACUAAAAUAAAAAGGACAUUUUGCAUUAAAUGUUCACGUCAGACAACUAAUAUAACAAGAUGGGACUGUCAGGGAGUACAGGGAGGUAUUAUCAUUCCUCCAAUCUCUCUCAAAUACGUCCAACAGUGCAGGCUGUGUUUUAAAUGUCACUCUACACUACAUGCAGUGGGCUACAUAGGGUGCAGAACACUUCAUACCCUCCCUCAGGUAGUGCGCCUACGUAGGGAGCAGGGAGCUGUUUAGCAUUCAGCCACACCAGCAAAUAGAAACCCGACAGGUGAUCCGUACAAGCGGAUGUAGCCGAGGAAAAAAAAAAAAGCCAGGGAUCGUGUCCGAGUCUGCGGUCUGAUCGAGGAAGCUGUUCCUGUUCAAGCCAUGCUGUUAUUGUCCUGAUAAACUGACUGCUGUGGAUUUGAACAUCAACAACAAUGGAGAUGGUUGUAGGUAAAAUCCUGUGCCUUUUGGGCAUGUUUGGCCUCAUGCUCGGUGCCAUUCUCAUCCCUGUGCGAGUGAUGCAGUCGGACCUGGACAAGGCCAUACGCUACAGAAGGGCAGUUGCUUUCAGUAACUCGUUUGGAGGAGGUGUGUUUCUGGCCACCUGCUUCAAUGCGCUUCUGCCUGCUGUUAGAGACAAGGUGGAGCAGACCCUAAAACUGCUGAAGAUCACGAACGACUACCCACUGGCCGAGACCAUGAUGAUGGUUGGCUUUUUCCUCACCGUGUUUGUCGAGCAGGCGGUACUGACCUUCAGGAAGGAAAAACCGCCCUUCAUCGACCUUGAGACGUUUAAUGCCGGCACCUCGGAGGCAGGCAGCGACUCUGAGUAUGACACACCAUUUAUCGCUCCAGCACGGGGCUCGCAUCAUCACUCACAUCAUCACUCUCAUCACCACGGUCAUUUCAACCCUGCAGAACUAACACGGGCAGGACCACUGCGGCUUGCGAGCCUGGUCCUGGCCCUCUCCGCUCAUUCAGUAUUCGAAGGCCUUGCCCUCGGGCUUCAGGAAGAUGGUGCUAAAUUAGGAAGCCUUUUCCUCGGAGUGGCGAUCCACGAGACCCUUGCAGCCAUGGCUUUAGGGGUCAGUGUGGCUAAAGCAGGACUGCAUCUUUGGGAUGCCAGCAAGCUGGGCAUCACAGUCAGCCUCAUGAUCCCCAUCGGCAUUGGCCUCGGAAUGGGUAUCGAGAGCGCCCAGAACCUGGCAGGAAGUAUUAUUUCUGUGGUGCUCCAAGGCCUAGCAGCAGGCACAUUUAUUUUUAUUACUUUCUUUGAAAUUCUCUCGCGAGAGUUGGAGGACAAACAUGAUCGGCUCCUGAAGGUGCUUUUCCUCGUCUUAGGGUAUGGCGUACUGGCAGGUCUAGUCUUUAUCAAGUGGUGAUAGAUCUCAGUGCUUCCCAGAGAGAAUGAUCUCGAGCGGGUUUUGCGUCUUGGAGUUUUUAACUCUCCUCACCACCAUAACCAAAGUUUCCUUAAUGUACUCUAAAAAGACUUUUCCUAACUUGUUACUUCCUACUCCUACGUUUCUAUUCGUAUGAAGUCGUACACUGGAUAUACAGAAACAGUAGCAGAUUAGAUGCAGAAAAGCGUUUUAAUGAAAGUGAAGUGGUUUAUUACUGUGAACGCUGUCGGAAGGGUGCUACUGCAGAUUUAAAAUGUUAGGUGUUACUGAUGCCGGAUGAUAAAUAUUGGAGAUACAGUCUUCGUUUAAUCUGUUUUUAAUACUUGAUUAUAAGUUUCGCUUCGGGCACAGGUAUCGCGUGUGUCUCCUAAGUGCUGAACACUAAAUAAGAUCUUUCAGGCUACAGCAGGCAUUCUCAAACAUUUUGGAACUAGGGACUCGUUUAAUUUCAACUAUUCAUAUAUUAGGCUAAUUGUGUAUAUAUAAAAAAAAUUAGGCUUCAUAUUUAAACGUGGGGUUUUAAUUUUGGGUAUUUAUUUGAGCUUUUUAUUCCUUAAAUUGCCACAAACAAAACACAUUAGAUCCAAGUUGAUAUUGUGUAUAGGCCUGCUUGUUUUUGAGUUACCCAUUCAAUUCAAGUCAAACAGGUUAAUAUACUGUGUAUAUACAGUAUACUAUAUGAUAAUACUAAUAAUAUAUAUUAUAUGAACCAAAUUUUAUAAUGGAGUUUGGGAUUUUCACCACUGUAACAAAUGUUUAAAUGGUGGAACCCCUGACGAUGCUUCAUGGCCCCCACUUUGAGACUCACUAGUCUAUAGGCCCAUCGCACAGGUGUAGGAAAACAGUGCCGCAGAAGUUACCUGGAAGUUUAAUUGAAGUAGGCACUCAUGCAGUUUCACAUUAUUUUAUAUUUUUGUACAUCUUUGUGGUUGUGGUCUUAUAUUUAUAACUCUGUUUCAGUUUAAGAUGUUAUAUAAAUCAGAGUGAAUUUUAGAGGUUAUUUCAUUUCUACUGCCAUUUUAAUUUCAUCUGAUAAAUGCAAUGUAGGACAAUAUUUGUCUAGCACAUUCAUAGAAAAAAAAAGGGUUCCUUCCUUAAGGGUUCUUUGGUUGAUAAGCUUUCUAAAGGGAAACCUUCUUUUGUAGGAUUUUAUAUAGAACUAUUUAAAGUGCACCUAUUAUGCUAUUCAGAUAUUUCCUUUUAUGUAGUGUGUUAUAGAGCUGUUUGUGAAUGUAAAAAAAAGUCUACAAAGUUUCAAAAAUCAAAGCACACAAUGGAGUUAUUGACUCCUAAAAGAAAGAACCGAUUCUGAACAGCUGAAUCGUUAGCAAUUACAAACUUACUUCCUGUACUAUUCUAUGUAGGUUUGUAACAAAAACCCCGCCUCUGGUCUUCACUGGCUGCUUGUGAACAGAUGGAGUUGAAACUCUGACAGCGGUAGACCAAUCACAGCAGACUGGGACAUCUGACCAAUCAGAGCAGAGCAUGCUUUCUUAAAGGAGGAGUUUAGAAUGAAUCUUUUAGAACGGAUCAUUUAACGAGUCAUUUUUGACACUGGGGAGGAAAAAAGGUAAUGCUGCAGUUUAAAUUAUUAGCACAUUAAAGUGAUUUUUGAACUUGGAUGCAUGUAAAUCUAUUGUAUGAGACCUUUAAAACAAAAUUAGGCACGUUUCAAAACCAUAAUAGGUGCACUUUAAGGGUUCCUAUAGCGUGUUAGACUUAAUAACUGUCUCCAAAAUUUAUCAGCUUAAAUAUGGCUUGUAGAUUAAAAAGGCUGUAACAAAACUGUUUGUCUUUUUUGUUGUUGUUGUUUCGACAAAACUGUGAGGAACAACUUAAAAUUUAACCUUACUCUACUCACUUUCUCCUCUCGGGCUAAUCUGAUCAGUCCAUACAGGAUUUAGAGGGGUUUUUUUUGUGAUUGUUGCGGCAAAAAAUGCUUGAUUUUGCUGUGCCGUUGUCAUGACGUCACUUGUCACGUCUUGGCCCAAAUCUGUGGUAAUUUUGAAAAAUCGCAAGCUCCGAAUAUUGUGCAGUGUGCUUGAUUUUGCAUUCGUUUCUGCGAUCACAAAAUCACGAAAUCCUUGAGGGACUGAUGAAUGAUUAUUGCCUUUGACUAUAACAAUAACCAAGGUAAAAUGACUCUGCUCAUUUUAUAGAAAA